ACUUUCGAAAAAUCCCUCGAAAUGGGCAAGACUACACUUCGACGCAGCGAUGGAAAAUUCGUGAAGGACGAAAAACAACAUGGCAUCGGAAGCAUCGCAAAACCAUGGAGCCGGUAAAAAGCUUCAAGAUAUCAAUGUAACUGGAGAUGAGCUUGCUAAAUUCUCGAAGGCCUUGAAAGAUGAAGGCUUUCGAAAGCUCUUGGGUGAAUAUGUGGAAGAAAUACAGGAUCCUGAGAACCGAAAAAGAUACGAGGAGGAGAUCGCGCUGCUGGAGCAGGAGCGCGGCUACGACGUCACCUGGAUCCACCCGCAGCCCAGCUUCGUGCUCAAGCUGCAGACCGAGGCGGCUGGCAAGGCCUUCAUCAACGUCUGCAGCAACGGCCACGUGGGGGCGCCCAGCUGCGCGCCGACCGGCGACCCGCGGCGGCGCGGCCUCAACUGGUCGAUUCCAUACGCGCAGUCGCGGCCGCGGGAGGAUCAGGACAAGGCGGGCGCCCGCUGCACCGUGUACGACGUCGUCUUUCAUCCGGACACGCUGUACAUGGCUGGCAAGAACCCGCAGAUGCGCCGACUGGUGGAGGAGACUGCCGUGCAGGCGGUGGACGAGGCAUUCAAGGCCGGCCUGAAGCGCUCCAAGGUGGCCUACCCCAAGCUCAAGUACAAAGGCGUGCCGCAGGCGAGCAUCGUGCGCCGCAGAAGGGCGGACGCCGCUGCCGCCGCCGGUGAUAGUGGUGAUGACGCGUCCCUGCAGCAGGCCGUGAUAGAGAAGCUGCGGCGUGAGGCGGCGGACCUCACGCUGGCCGAGCCGGCCGCCGAGCCUGCACAGCCCGCCGACGCAGGUUACGAGACGCCCGAGCACACACUCCUGUAUCGCGAUCACUUCGACAUGCAGCAGUUCGCCACGCGCUGCGGCGGCGCUGGCGCGCGGCCGCAGGCACUGGUGGUCCGGGUGCUGCUGCCCAAGCUGGCGUCGGCAGCCGGCUUGGACCUGGACGUGGGCGCGCAAACCCUCAAGCUGCGCUCGGAGAGCGGCCAGGCGCACCGCUACCGGCUGGAGCUGGUGCUGCCGCUGCCGGUCGACGACAAGGGCGGCAGCGCCACGUUCGACCGCUCGGCGCGCGCGCUGGUGGUGACGCUGCCCGUGCGCCCGGCGCCGGCCGACUGCAUCCAAGACAGCGGCAUCGACAGUGAUUGUGCUAAGAAUGAGUCGGACGACGACGCGUACCGGACUGCGCGCGGCGGCGGCCAGGGCGACGCGCCCGGCGGUGACGCAGACGGUGGUGUCAUGAUGUUGGUGGAAAAAGAGCCUGCCGCGGCCGACACCGACGGUCCGGCCGCGUCCGAGCCCCCCGCCCCCGCUCCCGCCGAGCCCCCCGCCCUCGACCCCGCCGCCGCCUCUGCUCCCACGCCCGCUCCCGUUCCCUCUCUUACCCCCACGUCCACUGCCAUCUCCGCCGUCCAGCGCCCCACUCCCCCGAGGCUCUACAGCCUGCCGCAGUACAAACUUGAGCAGGACGCCACGUCGCUGCACCUGCUGCUCACCGAGCCCAACCUGGAGCGCGACUCGGUGCGCGUGACGCGCGCGGGCGCGGCGGCGCUCGACGUCACCGUCACGUCUGUGGGCGCCGGCAUGACGCCGCUCUACUUCCGCUUGCGGCUGGCGCUGCCGGCCGAGGUCGGCAAGCCGGCCGUACGCUUCGCCGACGACUGCGUCACCGUAAGCGUCGAGAAGCGCGACGGCGACUGGGCCUGCUGUCACAUCGGUGCGGACGAGUGCACCCUGGCGGAGGUGCUCGUACCCUGGAAGUUGGAGGAUCCCGCCGCCGCCGCCGGCGCGCCGGCCCGCUCCAGUGCCUCAGCCUCGUCGCUCGGCUCCGUCACGUCGUACGAAGGCCCGCUCUCCGUCACCUCGCAGUCGUCUGUCGACGAGCUGUCGCAGAAGAAGAGCAUCCUGAAGAAGCGGUACGGCAGCGAGUCGUCGGCGGACGAGGUGUUCACGCCCGGCUCGUCGCUGCUCUCCAGCUCGCUGCUGCACGUCUACGACGAGGCGGACGAGGCGCGUGCCAAGAAGGCGGUCCGCUUCAGCGACCGCGUGCUGGAAAAGCGCUACAGGAGCACGUCGACUAUUUUGCACGACCUUCAGCGUACAGAACGACAGCGUCUGAAGAAAAAACGUCAGCGCGCCGCGCGCCGACACAGCGAGGGCGACACGUCUGAAAACGACGAGUUCCGCUCUCCGGCUAGAGAUGGCGCUGCGGUUGUCGUCCGCCCGCAGCCGGUCGUGCGCCGCAGCAGCAGCGAUGGUGACACGUCUGAGAACGACGAGUACCAGUCAUCCGCGACAGAUGGAAGCACCGGCGCCAUGGUGGGUAAACAAGGUGCGAAGAAGCGCAAGAACAAGCGCAAGCAAGAUCGCAAGCAAAAAGAUCUGCUGAAUAAUGAGCUCAUGUUUGAUCUGGAUAUGUGAUACAAUUUUUCCCCACCAGAGCCGGAUGAAAUGCGACUUCAUUAACACCUUGGCGAAUGCUCGCGAUACCCGGGACCUUGAUGCAUGCAAUGUAUUUUGCAGCCAUAUCCAUGUUUGCUUCGCUAAACGAAAAAAAUGUUAACUUUCUUUAAGCUGCAAUGAGGUUUCUUAUUUUGCCACAUGGCUGCAUUGUGUUGGGAGCAAAGUGGGCGCCUGAAUUGCAUCAUAUUAUAAUUAUGGGAUCCAGGGAACAGAACAUUCAGUCAUUCAAGCUAUGCAUUUUGUUGUAAUGUGUCUUGCCUUCUCAAGGUGAUCAUUGCUGAUUUUACGUGUUAAGUUUGGAAUCAUUGGCGUACUUUCGUGCCGAGGGUUUGCGACUGGCAAGGGACAACCACCAUAGUCAACACCUGCAAUGUGUUUUGUUGAAAUUAGCAGGAAUCAUGUCAUGAAUCCACGCGUUGUAUUGCCGCUUUUCUGUUAACGUUUUUUGUUUCUUUUUGUUUGGUGUUGAUGGGGCAGUUGCCGACGUUCGCGUGCGCCGUAUUGUCUGUUGUCGGUGUGCCGUUAUUUGCCCCUGGACAGCCCGCCCCAGCAUGUAGGCCGUAUCUCUCGAGCCGGUACUGGCGGUUUGACUCCGCCCGCUCCCGCUGCCCCGCGCUACACGCACCGCCGGCUCCCUGCCUGGCUGACCGGCCAGAUUCAGUGAGCGAUCUCCGCAGGACGGAACAGUCUGUGACCAAGGUGUGGGCGUGCCUUGUGCGUGCGCCCACAAGGUACUACAAAGCACCUCGUAUACAAGCAAACAAAAAAAGUGUAAAAUCUAAAGUACAAAAACAUGUAACGCAACUGUAUGUAGACCAUCCCUAGCUGGAGCUGUGAUGCUGUGGUUUGCGCGUCGAAACCGCUCGCCGUCGGUCCGGGCUGCUGAUUGGUCGGGCCAAACGUGACGUGAUUGGGGGGCCGGGCCGACGGCACCAUGGCGAGCCGACGGGCGUGGGCUCUUGUUCUGAUAGGGUAUCAGCCGUUAGCUGUAUUCGGAUGCCGUCGGGCGGGGGCGGGGCGAGGUGAACCCAGCGGGUUCAGCCCCCGCCCCUGCUACACACGGCACUGCUGUGACCAAAAUGCUGUGAAAGACAAAUAAAAAUCGCAAGAGAUG
Molecule: messenger RNA, 3623 nt
Organism: Pollicipes pollicipes
Lineage: Eukaryota; Metazoa; Arthropoda; Thecostraca; Pollicipedomorpha; Pollicipedidae
Gene: Nop17l
Product: PIH1 domain-containing protein Nop17-like
Exons: 6
Coding region: 80-2467 (795 amino acids)
Biological process (GO): axonemal dynein complex assembly
Cellular component (GO): cytoplasm
Source: RefSeq, a predicted model, not a curated record